Messenger RNA from Alternaria rosae, 1124 nucleotides. RefSeq lists its product as uncharacterized. The transcript has a single exon. Bases 348 to 1067 code for a protein of 239 amino acids. Lineage: Eukaryota; Fungi; Ascomycota; Dothideomycetes; Pleosporales; Pleosporaceae. The record is from RefSeq and is a predicted model, not a curated record.
AACAUUUGACAGCAAAGACCAAAUAAAUGUUACCUCUCGCACGUCCGGGUCAAACACUGUUUAUCCAGAACUUUAUCCUAGACCAAUAUUACCUCACGUUAGUCAAGAUGGGCAACUAUCUCUCUCGCCCUGCAAAGAACAAGACACCAUCCAAACUUUUAGCCCUCUCGCGCGAACUCCGAAACAACAUCUACGACAGGAUUUCCCGCGACCUACAAAUUGAAUGACUCUGGGAUACCCAGGGGUACAAUGAUACCAGUUACGCUACUUUCGACGUGGUCAAAGUGGCAUUCCAGAACGCGCCGGAGCCCGGCGUACUAGAGGCAUGUACUCGUCUCCGAAAGGAAAUGCUGGAGCAGGAUCAAUUGCUCAAUAAAGCGCUAUCCGUGUCCAUCACCAUGAUGACUCGCGUGACAAAAUCACUGUCUCCAGAGCAGAUAGAAGUACAGCAGGAGAAAGAUAACACCACCCGCGCCCGUAUCAAAACCGCGUUCCGCAAUGUCCAUCACGCCAUCCUCUGCAUACAGCAUCUCACCCCAAGUCCACCCUGGGGACCAAGCAGCACAACUAGACUCCUCCGAUGGUCUUCCCUCGGCAUACCGGUAUUACAGACCUUCCGCCUCGCCCUGUGUAAGUCUUUCACUAUGCGGGAUGAAAAGCUUAUCCGUCAGAUUCUACUGCGCGGUCCGCAGAAUCACACAUUCACUUCUAUUACAGCGCCUCCUCUGGUGUUGUUGCAACGGGGUUGUGGGCUGCGCAUUGGAUUUGACUCGUGGAGGGCGGAAGAGGAGGUUUGGCUGAGCUGGCGGUUUCAGCGGGUUCUGCGACAUGGGGUUUGUUUGGUGGAGGUGUAUAUGUAUGCGAGGGAGGGGGAAGGGAGGGAGUGUCUGAUGUAUUGGACGGUGGAGGACAUUGCGGAGUAUUUUCCUGUUGAAGGGUGUCCUGAGGCGGUACUGGGAGACGUAAGCGGAGCAACCGCUGAGCGGCUGCGAGGGUAUGAAUCGGAGGUGACAAAUCAAUUUGAGCAGCGGUGGGCAACGCGGAGUGGAGAUUGGGUUGCAGUGUAGUAGAUCCUUGAUCGUUCAGUUUGUUCCAUAGAUACAACAGAGGUAUAUCAGGUUCCA